Messenger RNA from Dreissena polymorpha, 1368 nucleotides. RefSeq lists its product as uncharacterized. The record is from RefSeq and is a predicted model, not a curated record. The coding region runs from base 650 to 1195 and encodes 181 amino acids. The transcript is spliced from 4 exons. NCBI's taxonomy places the organism in Eukaryota, Metazoa, Mollusca, Bivalvia, Myida, Dreissenidae.
AUUUGUUUAUUUGUAUAGUGCUAAGCCUAAUACAUAUACAGUAUAUAAGGGGUAGGACAGUUUCUUACUCACCCCUCGACGUCUCCAUAGUUUAUGUGUGCCCCAUUAUAUUUAGAAGAUUGUCAGCGCCUGAGCGGUUAUUCUUUAAGGCUAUGUUAUAAUGUUUAGUAAUUACUACCAUAUUGUUAUAUUUGCACUUAUGUAUUUAAGAUCAUAUUAAUAUUGUUGUUCCCAAUCCUGAUAUUCGUUUUGACUACAAUAUUUUAAAUUGUUUUCGAAAUUGACCGUUAAACAUGUAAAAUAUUAUUGUGUUAGGUCAUGUUAGGUACUUCUUGAAAGAAUAUUAUGUAUACACAUGUAUUAUUAUUUAUAUAAUUAAAUAUAUAGAUAUUUCUGAAAAUAAUGAUAAAUGAUAGCCUCGCUAAUUAUAAGGGGUUUAAUACAUGUGCGUAAAGAGUCGUUCCAGAUUGGCUUGUGCAGUAUGUACACUUUUCUUGUCUCUUUUCUACUGGAUUUUUGUCGAGAUGUGACAUCCUUCAUACGAACAAUUCAAAAAAACGAAAAAAAGUUGACCCUGAUUCGCUCGUGCGGGCUGCUUAGGCUUAUCUCCACGCACAUGAAUUAAACCCCGUUUCCCAAAGCGUGACUAAUGUUUAUUUACUUUGUUCCGUCUGAGAGUCAGCAGGAGAUCUUCAACCCCUGCUGCCGGACCAGCCUCCUCCUGAAGAACAUCCGGUCCCGCUGCAACUGCGACAAUUAUGCUACGUUACUAUAUACGUUUUUAUCCCACACCGUGUACAUUCCAGCCGAUAUCGAGCUAUCUGAUGAAGCCGGGAACGUGAAGAACCUCCGGGAUCCCGGGCACCAGCAGCGGUAUACCAGUGACUUCCUGGAAGAGAGAAAAACGCUGGUUCUACUCACCGUGGAUAAGAGUCACAGCGACCCUCCACUGAUCAUGUACAAACCGCUGUUACAGGCGGGCGACGGGGUGCUCAGCGAGGAGUUUCUAGCUCGACUUGCAUUAAAAGGCACUGAAAUACAGAAAAAGCGAGUCCGAUCAAGCGAACGGCGGGAUACGUCCGCUAACGUCACUGAGCAGAAGGAUGUGACAGCACGCCAGGUUAGCCGAGAAAAGAACGCGGACAAAACAAAAUCGUCCAGUAAGUCGGACAAAAGAAAUAGUGCGCGAUCAUAGCGCUGAGGCGACCCGUAUAAGUGAGCUUUCGAAUUGUUUUUUUAAACACAAGAUUGGAUACUUUUUAUGUCUUUACUUAUUAUUCACUGUGCACAUUGAAGAAAGCGCUGAUGAGUGAAUUUUAUUGUUUGUUAUUGUCAAAUGACUCUAUAUAAUAUAUUGUUUAAUACAUA